Messenger RNA from Schistocerca gregaria, 663 nucleotides. RefSeq names its product ribosomal RNA-processing protein 8-like. Gene Ontology annotation, biological process: rDNA heterochromatin formation; cellular response to glucose starvation; regulation of transcription by glucose. Gene Ontology annotation, cellular component: nucleolus; rDNA heterochromatin; chromatin silencing complex. The coding region runs from base 1 to 663 and encodes 220 amino acids. The record is from RefSeq and is a predicted model, not a curated record. Lineage: Eukaryota; Metazoa; Arthropoda; Insecta; Orthoptera; Acrididae. Gene Ontology annotation, molecular function: methyltransferase activity. The transcript has a single exon.
AUGCCCGAGACGCAAAAACGCCUCCUUCUCCGACUUCACGCCGGCUUCUUUCGACACCUCAACGAACAGCUGUACACUUGCCACAGCUCUGAGACUAACCGCCUCUUCAGCUCGGACCCUUCUGUAUUCGCAAAGUAUCAUGAGUUGUACCGCACACAAGUCGAAAAAUGGCCGGAAAACCCUCUUCUCAAAGUCAUUUCUGAGUUAGAAAAAUUGCCAAACCGUACAACCAUCGCCGACUUCGGCUGCGGCGACGCGUUGUUGGCGCGAACUCUCAAGAACAAGCGCGUGUACUCGUUCGACCACAUAGCAAGCAACGAAUACGUGACACCCUGUGACAUGAUGCACGUACCUCUGAACGACCAAACCGUCGACGUUGUGGUGUUCUCGCUGUCGCUGAUGGGAAAGAACCUGAGCGACUACAUCUCGGAAGCUCAUCGCGUCGCGAAACCGCGGGGGAAACUGAGAAUUGUCGAAGUCAAGUCGAGAUUCGAGUCCGUCUCGGACUUCGUCUCGAAACUCGCGAAUCUAGGGUGGCGCGUCGACAACGUCGACCACGUGAGCAACAACGUGUUCAUAUGGAUCCGCGCCGUCAAGCAGGAGCGGCGAGCCAGCGGACCAGUCGACUUGCGACUCCUCCCCUGCCUCUACAAAUGUAGGUAG